AUGGAGUUGUUCAAAACAGCCAGAGUGGUACGCUUACGAAGCCACCACGACAAAUAUCUAUUAGCAGACGACGAUCAUGAGUCGGUAUGCCAAGAUCGGGAUGGAACGGCGAGGAAUGCGAGAUGGACCGUGGAGUUUGUCAAAAAUUCAAACACUUUACGUUUCAAAAGCUGUUAUGACAAGUAUUUGACAGCCGCCAACAUGCCGUUCAGGCUAGGAUUGAGAGGCAAGAAAGUCCUACAAACCCUGCCAAAGAGAUUGGAUUCUUCUCUGGAAUGGGAGCCUAUAAGAGAGGGAUGUCAGGUCAGGCUCAAGACACCCUACGGCCAAUUCUUGCGGGCAAAUGGGGGUGUGCCGCCUUGGAGAAACUCUAUCACCCAUGAUGUACCUCAUAGAACUGCAAGCCAGGACUGGGUUCUGUGGGAUAUAGAUGUUAUAGAGUUUCGGCCUGAAUCUCCAGAACGUCGGCCUGAAUCUCCAGAACGUCAGCCUGAAUCUCCAGAACGUAGACCAGUGUUUCUACCCCCGCCCCCUCCACCACCUGAACUGCUUGCAGAACCUACAGAACCAACAUCUCCAUCCAAGAUUGAGCUUAGGUCGCCGCGAACUUCCAAAGAAGAGUCACGUGAGUCAUUCAAUCAUGGUUCUCCGAUGAAAGGUGUAGGGAGAAUGAUCCACUAUCAUGUGGCUAAUGAUAAAGGAGAUGUCGAGGAUUCAGCUGAAGAGUUUUCCUUCUCCUUCAAGGGUAGCGAGGUAGAGGGUUUGAAGAAAAAGUUGAAGGAAGAGACUGGGCUAGAGGAAAUUGUUGUGUGUUCUCGUAAUCCACUGAAUGGGAAACUGUAUCCCAUUCGUUUACAUCUUCCUCCAAACAACCAUGAUAUGCAUGUUGUUGUGGUUCCCUCUUCAUCUGAAGUUCCGAAUCUGCUCAAAUUUGCAAACACAGAUAGGAAGCAGAGUGGAAUAACCAUAACUCAUCAUUCACAUCGCUACAGAGGGGAAGUAGCAAAUCAUGCACAAAAGCAAAGGAAAUGUCUUUUCCAGAUGAUUAUUCAGUAA
Messenger RNA from Prunus armeniaca (apricot), 1056 nucleotides. NCBI's taxonomy places the organism in Eukaryota, Viridiplantae, Streptophyta, Magnoliopsida, Rosales, Rosaceae. The record is from the annotation of a GenBank genome assembly.